GUAGCCCCCAACGAGAAAAGCGGAACCAUUUAAAGCCCGACCCGCAGCCACCUGUACGGCCGCGAUUGAAUGCCACCUCUACAGAGUCCCAAUCAGUGAGCUGGUCACGCAUGGCUCCGUCACCGCGCGUAGCACUAAACCGCUGGGCUGGAUCGUCCCCUUCUGCCCUUUUUCCCGGCAAAAGAGUGAAGGAGAGAGAGCAUCGCAGUGUCUGCGAUUCGCAUCUUUCCUGCUGUCGCGAUCGCAGCGCUUUGCAUUUCCUUCCGUUUCCAUGGUGGGUACUUCUUCGAUCGUCGCGGCGUGUUUGCCUCGCGCGCUCGAGUUUCGCCGGGACCGGAGAGCGAUCGGCCUUUGACUCGCGGUCGCGUUUUGCUUCGAUAAGCCGAUGAGGGAGCGGCGGUGGGCGCGCUGGGCUUGGGGGUGGGCGGUGGUCGGAUGGCUGAUUUCGCUCGGCGCCUCCGUCGCCGGGGCCGGAGAGGAGAGGGCGGUGUCCCGAAUCGCCUUCGGAUCGUGCGCGAACCAGAGCGCACCCCAGCCUAUCUGGGAUGCAAUCAUCCAGUUUGAUCCUCAGGUGUUCAUUUGGCUGGGUGACAAUAUAUAUGGAGAUAUAAAGCGUCCUUUUCAACUGUUCGGCGAAGAAAGGACGGUAGGACCAUGGAAGAAUGUCCCGAGAUUUGUUCCUUCACCUGAGCAAGAGAUGGAGUCCAGAUACGAGAGAGCUAAGACUAAUCCCGGUUAUUCUCGUCUUCGACAGAAUGCUAAGGUAAUUGGCACUUGGGAUGACCAUGAUUAUGGACUGAAUGACGCAGGAAAGGAAUUUGGUGGGAAAGUCACUAACCAAAGACUUCUCCUCAACUUCUUAGAUGAACCCAAGGAUAGUCCCAGGCGUAAGCAAGCAGGCGUUUAUGCAUCAUAUACAUUCGGUCCUGUGGGUAAGCAAAUAAAGGUCAUUCUUCUAGAUACAAGGUAUCAUCGAGAUCCUUUGUUUAGUGAUGGAAGCAUCUUGGGGUCGGAACAAUGGACAUGGUUAGAGAAAGAGUUGAUGGGGCCAGCAACAGAGUUAACUAUAAUUGGAUCUUCCAUUCAGGUCAUAUCAAAUCUUUCGGCUGCAACUGGCCCUGUGUUUUACCUGGAAGCUUGGGGACGUUUUCCAAAGGAGAGGGACCGGCUAUUUAAAUUAAUUGCGGAGAGUAAGAGAGAUGGUGUGUUCUUCAUAAGUGGAGAUGUUCAUUUUGGAGAAAUUGCGAGAUAUGACUGUGGGGUUGGUUAUCCAUUGUUUGACAUUACUUCUAGUGGUCUUACACAAGCUGUGGAGAAGGCUGUCCCACCUCCAUUAAACAUUGUAGUGAGAUUUGUGGCAUGGUUGACGCCAAGUACUAUGAGGGUGAUGAGCCGUAACUGCAGAUUCAGUUCAUGCACUUUUGGUCAACCCAAUUUUGGCGCAAUUGAGAUACAUUGGGGCGAAAACCCAGUGAAAUUGAUUAUUCAAGUGAGAGAUAUUUAUGGACACCAUGUAACGAGUGUCAAUGUUUCGUUGUCCGAACUGAAAGCAUACAACGGGAAACCUGCGGCUGCCGAUGCCGCUGGAGGGUAUAAAAGGCACUGUUCUCUGGAAGUUGCCUUACCAUGGAUUAUCAGAUAUCGCUUGGCAAUUUUGUUUUAUUGCGCCGUAGCUGUAUUUUUUCUUGCUUUUCUUGGAAUUGCCUAUGAAGUUGGAUCACUCUGCUGGAAGUGUCUCCGGAAGUACAAGCUUGAUUGAUGGUUACCAGGGCCAACUUCUAUUAAGUUGUUGGGCUUCUACAGCCGUUAAACCCAGUUUAUAGCUUUCUAGCAGCAUCAUAUACAGUUACAGAUGCCUCCAUUUCUUCUGACGGACAGCCGGACUAACAACAUUUGUCAUCUUCGAUACUUUUUCACAAUUCUUAAGGUGUGACGUAGAAGAUGAGCCACAUGCACAGUCCCAGGCUGCAGUCUCGGACAGUAGCAGCACCGGAAAAGUCGCAUUGUCCUGCAAUGACCUAGUUUUAGUUUCUAGGUUAUUAAUCCAUGUUAACCCACUUGUGCUUGCGUCGGUAUGAUGCUCGGAACAAUGGGAAAUGAGACGUUUUUUAAAUGGAGUGAACGUCACUCUUGGUUUUUGAAUACUAUUCUGCUAAUUUUAAAGUAAUUUCUAAA
Messenger RNA from Syzygium oleosum, 2175 nucleotides. RefSeq lists its product as uncharacterized. NCBI's taxonomy places the organism in Eukaryota, Viridiplantae, Streptophyta, Magnoliopsida, Myrtales, Myrtaceae. The record is from RefSeq and is a predicted model, not a curated record. The transcript is spliced from 9 exons. The coding region runs from base 386 to 1759 and encodes 457 amino acids.